AUGGUUGCUCUUGCACCUUUCUCAAAGAAACCUUUUGUUUUAGUGUUACAGGGUAUUACAACAGAUCACAUUGAUCCUUCAGUGGAUUUGAUUCGUACAGUUAUGUUGCCUCAGUUAAAGAGAUAUGGCGUAGAUCAAAACUUGGAAUUAAAAAUCACAAAAAGAGGUGCUCCUCCACUAGGUGGUGGUGAAGUGACAUUCUCUUGUCAACCUAUUCGACAAUUGAAGCCUAUCCAGUUUAUAGACGAAGGACGUAUUAAGCGUGUUCGUGGCAUUGCUUACUGUACUCGCGUUUCACCCCAGACAGCAAAUCGUCUUGUUGAAUCAGCUCGUUCUUUGCUGAACAGAUACAUUCCCGACAUUUAUAUCUAUACAGAUGUUUAUAAAGGCGCAGAGAGUGGUAAAUCGCCUGGUUUUGCAUUAUCUUUGGUAGCAGAAUCCAAUACAGAUGUGUUGUUGUCUGCAGAAAAAGCAGCAGAGCCAGGACAGACACCUGAAGAUGUAGGUGUCAUUGCUUCCAAGUUGCUGUUAAAUGAAAUUCGUAAAGGUGGAUGUGUGGAUACAACUACACAAUGGUUGAAUUUGCUUUUGAUGAUCUUGUCGCCUGAAGAUGUUGGUAAACUUCGUAUUGGUGAAUUAACUGCAUUUACUAUUCAAUAUCUACGUGAUAUCAAAUCCUUCUUUGGUGUCUCAUUCAAGAUUCAACCUGAUACUUCUAAUGAUACAAUCCUCAUGACCUGUAUGGGCAUUGGUUAUGUCAAUCAAAACAAGAAAACAAGUUAA
This is a messenger RNA of Gilbertella persicaria, 783 nucleotides long. RefSeq names its product 18S rRNA biogenesis protein RCL1. The record is from RefSeq and is a predicted model, not a curated record. Gene Ontology annotation, biological process: ribosome biogenesis; endonucleolytic cleavage of tricistronic rRNA transcript (SSU-rRNA, 5.8S rRNA, LSU-rRNA). The transcript has 3 exons. Gene Ontology annotation, cellular component: nucleolus. Bases 1 to 783 code for a protein of 260 amino acids. Gene Ontology annotation, molecular function: RNA endonuclease activity. NCBI's taxonomy places the organism in Eukaryota, Fungi, Mucoromycota, Mucoromycetes, Mucorales, Choanephoraceae.